Messenger RNA from Phascolarctos cinereus (koala), 1403 nucleotides. RefSeq names its product abhydrolase domain containing 14B (gene ABHD14B). Gene Ontology annotation, molecular function: hydrolase activity. Lineage: Eukaryota; Metazoa; Chordata; Mammalia; Diprotodontia; Phascolarctidae. The record is from RefSeq and is a predicted model, not a curated record. Gene Ontology annotation, cellular component: cytoplasm. Gene Ontology annotation, biological process: positive regulation of transcription by RNA polymerase II.
GGCGGGGCAGGGAGCAGCCAAUGAGGGCUCGGGACGGCGGCGCGUCACCGGGCCCUGGGACGCGGAGUUCCAAAGUGGCUGCAGAGUUGCUCUGUGGGUUAGGGCCGCGGCUCUCGCUUUUGCCUCCGGGGCUCCCCAGGCCCCGGCCUCUGGGAAGGAUGGGGCGUGGAGCCGGGGGGGUGCAGUGGGGGGGGACUGGGCCCCGCGAGGCAAGGCCGGCCUGCGCUGGAGAGGGCCGUGCCGACCGCACCUCCUUUGAGCAGCCUUCCCAGAUUGGGCCGGGAAGAGCGGGAGGAGGGCCCGGGAAGGAGCGGAGCGGGGCUCCGCCUCCCCACCUCCGCUCUAGCUCCGGGUGCCGCCGCCAGAGGGCUCGCGCGUGGGCCCGGGCCCCUUUCCCUGCUUCCCCGCCCCGCCGAGCCCCUUGGCGCGUCUGCCUGCACAGUCACCUUGGCCCUGGCCCUGGCCCUGGCCCUGACCCGACUGCCCAGAGCCCUCUGAGCCCGCCAGGUCUAGGACACUCCAAGGAGGCAGUUGCCCCCACAGCCAUUGGGGAGCUGGCCCCCAGCAGCUUUCUGCAAGCCGUGUUGGAGGCUCUGGAGCUGGGCUCCACAGCUGUGGUCAGCCCAUCUCUGAGUGGAAUGUAUUCACUGCCCUUCCUCACAGCACCGAGCACCCAGCUCUGUGGCUAUGUGCCUGUUGCCCCAAUCUGCACAGAUAAAGUCAGCCCCGCUGACUAUGGCCAGGUGAAGACUCCCACCCUGAUCGUGUAUGGAGACCAGGAUCCCAUGGGGGAGUCAAGCCUCAAGCACCUGCAACAACUGCCUAACCACCAGGUGAUGGUGAUGGUGGGCACGGGACACCCCUGCUACCUGGACAGCCCAGACGAGUGGCACUCUGGGCUCCUGAAUUUCCUGAAUGGGCUGUCGUCAUAAGGGCCCAGGCUAGUCCAGGCUACCCUGGACCCACUCCUUCCUGAUUUGGGGGAGGGGAGGGGACUGACAGCCACAUCUCUGCCCCUUUGACCUGGCCUCUUACCUCUCUUUCUGGCCGGCCUGUCUGACAAUCUCCCUGCCCGCAUGGCUGACCUGCCAGCUGUCUGUCCAUUUCUCCAUCUGCUUGUCUGCUCAGAGGGAGCUGUCUGUCUAGUGCCUGGUCUCUCUGUCUGUCUUUCUCUCUUUCCUCAGAGCUAUAGGUGAAUGAGAAGAAUCAAGAACAUUAACAAGGUGCAAACCAGGGAUCCAGUCCACACGAAGGGUAAUUGAUUAGAAACAUUCCUCUGCUCCCUUUCCUGCAGGCUUCUCCACACCACCUCCCCUUUCCUCUGUCUGCCCCCACGUGCGCAUAUAGGAUUACAGAUGUACACUCACACAUACCUACCUGUAGGCAUAUAUCUAGGAACAUCA